CGGUAGCUCAGUAUGUCCGUUAUACCCAAGCAUAACUGUGCUUUACUUUGUAAUUACAAAAAGGUUAUUACAAUUAUUAUUUCAGGGGUCUGAGAAAUAUUCUGUGUAAAAAAUUUAUGAUGGCGGAAGACGAUGAACAGCCACUUUGUGACUCGAUUGCAGACGACUCGGGCUUUAGUCUGCUCCGAAGUAUAGACGAGAGUAUGUUCGGGGAACAGAACUUCUCUUCAAAGAUGUUUAUUCCCGGGGAAAGCCCUAUAUCUGGAGAUAUCGAGAAUCAAUCUGAGUUCAACUUUUCCAAUGGAAUAUCAGUUUUGACACCGGAAACUCCUGUUCCAAGUACAACAGCAACAACAAUGGGUCUAGCUGGAAGUUCAACUGAUUCCCCCGGUUCCUCGACAUAUGAAGACUCCGCUGGGUAUAUCCAUCACAUGGUGUCAGCCAAUCAGAUCUUGAUGCACAUCAACCCUGGGGACAUGCCUAUGCCAGAGAAUCCCACACAUUGCACCUUAAUGGUAGAGAGUGAGAACCCACAGACUAAAAAGAAAGAACUGAAAAGAUAUGUAUGUGACUUUGAUGGCUGUGCAAAAACAUACAGUACCGCUGGUAAUCUAAAAACACAUAGGAAAACACACUUGGGGGAAUAUACAUUUAUCUGCAAUGAAGAUAACUGUGGUAAAUCAUUCCUCACAUCAUACAGUUUGAAGAUUCAUGUUAGAGUGCAUACCAAGGAAAAACCUUUUGGGUGUGAGAUUAAGAAUUGUGAGAAAACCUUCAACACCUUAUACAGAUUGAAGGCCCAUCAAAGGCUCCACACUGGGGAGACCUUCAACUGUCAGUCAGAGAACUGUCCUAAGAUCUUCACCACACUAAGUGACCUUAAGAAACAUGUUAGAACUCACACUGGAGAAAAGCCUUACAAAUGUGAGAAUGAUGGCUGUGGGAAAGCAUUUGCAGUAAGUCACCACUUGCGAACUCACACAAAGACACAUGGAGACGACAGAGAAAAGAUCUACAAAUGCAGUGAAACAAAAUGUACAAAGAAGUUCCUCUCACAGAAUGGCUUGAAAUCCCACCAGAAGAAGGGACACCCAGACCCUGAACAUAUUAUGGAAGUGAAUGCAACAAUACCUGAUCUACCCUGUCAGAAAGGAGAGGCCUGUUGUUCAGGAUGCAUAUGUAAACCUAGACCUGAACUCUCUGCUGCUGCCAGUCAACAGACAAGCAAACAUUUUACAACAAUUUUCAUACAGGAUACAAGCAAACAGGAUGAGAUUGUAAUGAGGCCAGUGAGAGUCCCCACUUCAAUGUUGAAAUCUGCUGAUGGUGUCCUCACACUCAAAGAGGGGUCAAAGCAAUGCAUUAUCAACCUACCACCCCCUGGAGACGAGAUUCAAACCUAUGAACUCAGUACUCCAUUCAUGGUGAGCAACCAGCCUGAAACUGGAGAUGUACAGAUCAUAAGUCCCCAUCCUGUAACGGCCUCUUAUCCCCAGAAAAAUCACCAAUCAGACGCAGCUCCACAGGAAAAAACACCUUCAAAUCUGUCUAAUGUUAUCUCCGGCAGAGAUGUAUCAAUCCCAUUAGAUCUUGUAGCCUCAGAUUCAAAUCAACCAAUCACAAAUGCAGCUGGAAUAACACAGCAGCCAAUCACAGCUCCUAGUACAUUUAAUCGACCAAUCAGUGUUUGUGAAACAGUGAAUGUUGGGACUGACCUUAAACAGCCAAUCACAACCCCUGGUAAAACCUGUUUCACUCAGCCCAUGUUGAUUGAGGAGUACAAAACAGUGGCACCAAUGAUGAGUGAAGAACCACUAGGAGUGUUAGAAGCAGUGAAUGAAUUAAACCAGAGUAACGAACAGAGACAACUGGGACUUGCUCAGCAGAUAAAGCCCCAGGAGACAGGGGUUUUACAACAAAAUGUGCUUAGUCAAGUGGACACUCAAGCCCUUAGUACCCCAGUUAAUCAGCUGCAACCUUUCAAUGAAUCCACAGAUGAGAAUCCAACAAUUAAUGCUCCCCAGGUAGUGCAGUAUGUAAACGUUGAAGAGCAGAAUAUGAUAUUUCAACAACUGGCUGUGACUGAAAGCAAAUGGAAUGGACAAGUUGUACCUAAUCAAACAAUAAACUCAACAGAGCUAGCUCAACAAAACCUUUUGCAGAACGACCCUUCAAUACAGGAACAGUUAAUGCUAGACCAUUCUGGCACAAGUCAAUCUAAUGUCAUACUACAGGUCCCACAGAUUGCAACCCAGGGGCUUAAGACAAUAAACACUGAUCAAAUGGCUACCAUUUCUGAUGACUACAAAGUGUCGCUGAAAAUGACUGGUGAAUCCAGUACUCCUCAAUUUGUGGUUAGAGAAGAUGGGGGUAACACUGUAACAAUGCUUACAAAUGUGGUGUUCGACCAAGAACAAUAUAACAAUCAAGACCCACCUCCUUAUGGUUCUGAUGCGAUGAAUCAGGAUCUUGUAGCUGCUAAUAUUACUGAUGCCAAUACGAUAUCUUUAGGGAAUACUGAAAGUGUUUUGGAACAGCUUGACCCAAAUGGGGAAUGCCGUUUUCUUAUUAAAGAUGAUAAUGGGGAUAAUCCCAUUGUUAUUUCUGUUGAAGAUCUGUUGAACAGAGUAAAAGAUGGCACUGUGUUGGCUGGUUGCCAGUCUACAGAUUGUGUGUUGUCAUGUAGCGCUGCCUGUCAACCAAUCACAACUUCCAUAGCAACUCUAUCUAGUUCGACUGACACUGCACCAUCAAUGAGCUAAAUUAUUAUUAUGUCACUGCAAAAAGUGUUGACAUAUUGUUAUGGUCUCCAACAAAGGGCAGGUGGUGAUAUUUUGCAUGUCAAAAUCUUGUUUUAGUACCAUCGCGCAUUUUUUCGUGUUAAUACCUAUUUAAUUCCAUUAUAAUUGUGCAUAUAAUGUGUACCUGAAUGCAUGUUACUAUGACAUCAGUAAAUUUUAAUGACUUUGUUUUAUUUAUUAAUUCUCUA
Messenger RNA from Owenia fusiformis, 2989 nucleotides. NCBI's taxonomy places the organism in Eukaryota, Metazoa, Annelida, Polychaeta, Sabellida, Oweniidae. The record is from the annotation of a GenBank genome assembly.